Ectocarpus sp. CCAP 1310/34 is the source of this 1071-nucleotide messenger RNA. NCBI's taxonomy places the organism in Eukaryota, Phaeophyceae, Ectocarpales, Ectocarpaceae. The record is from the annotation of a GenBank genome assembly.
UGUGAACCACGUCGACAGAAUCAUGCCUUCAUCCAAACCAUCCGUCAUUGUCAGCGCCCACAGAGCCGCCAGCGUGAACCAGGUAGACAAAAUCAAAGUCGGGCUCGCUCUCUACCACCACCACCUGCUGCUGCACGACCGGGCCUCCGCUGCCAUUGCCGCCGAUCCCGCAGCCACCGCUGGCGCUACGGCCGCUAUUCUCGCCGCGGCUGCCAUGAAGAGCACGGGGUGGCGAGCGGCGCAGUUCCGCCAUAUAUGGCCGUACUGACUAUGGGCGCAGCACGUACCCUCGAGCCUGCGGGGUGCGGUACAUCCUCCGACGUGAUGGCCGUUCCUGCCACACCCGAUGCAAUGGUAUACCGUGCCCAUCGGCGUGCCGGGUGGCGGGGGUGAUUUCGGCUGGAAAUAAGCAGCGUUGUUCCGGCAGUCAUAUACCCCACCGAUUCCGCGCUGCGGCGGCUGCUUUUGCUGCCGCGCCGGCUGCUAAUAAUGCUGACUCUGAUUGAAAACGCAGUGUUGAUCCUGCGGACAGACGAACCACCACGAGAACACGGCUGCAACUGCGAUGGAUGCUGGGAUUGAGCACCCCAUCGCUGUUGUUGUUGUUGUUGCUGCUGCUGCUGCCUAAGCCUUUGUACCUCAUACUUGGCAGUCUCUGUAUUGCGCCGCCUCUCCCCUGUCUCAGCGCCAAAAUCUGCAGCCUCCUGCUCCGAGCAAAGCCACAUCAUCCUAUCUCGACGCCCCUCUCCAAAAAAUCUACUACAUGAUACCUAUCCCGUGCCCUGCUGCCUCAGCGCUCAAGAGCUGCCCCAGCUAUGCACCCUCUGCUGUCCCGGUCCCCAAUGGUCACCGUCCCAGCUAUAUACCCACUGCUGUGCUCUCCGUGCCCGUCGGCCACGUCCCAGCUUCGCUAUGCAAAUCGCGUCCGUCGCCCGAUUGGCCCGAGUCCCACCGUUCAGACGCCAAUACCCCGCUACCAACGAUGCACGCGGCUCGCCGCUGCUGGGCGCCUCGCACGGCUGGCUGCUCCGCAUCUUAUUAUGCAUCUGGUGUUUACCCCAACCGGUCGAA